AUGCAGACUUCAAACUUCCGAUUCGACGUCGGCCCUUUCACAAAGCCUCAGAGCAGCGCUGCAAUUCAGCGGGCUUUGAGACCACCACCGCCAUUUCCUGCUAAGGGAGGAAUGGACAUCGGAGGACUACUGAACGCGAGGAAUGCUGCGGCCGCCGACGCUGAGCUCAGACGUCAACUACAGGAGUCGAUGCAGAUGAACGGCGGCGUCGCAUACGGCAUGAGCCAUAACCAAGGCCCGCCCAUGGCUCACCAUCCCCAGCAUCCUAUGCAACAGCCCAAUGGAAUGCCCUAUGGGGCGAUGGGACAACCGCAGCACAACCCUCAGAUGUAUGCGCAAAGUUAUAUCCCUCGACAUGAGGCUCAGAAUGCGCUUGAUGACAACUUUGGUGCUAUAAAGCCCAAGAGUGAGGGCGCGCCGAAAGCAUUUGCCUGCAGUACUUGCCAGAAGGGCUUUGCCAGGCGGAGCGACCUCGCCCGGCAUGAACGCAUACACAGUGGCAUCCGGCCUCAUGCUUGCGACUUUCCCGGAUGUGGGAAGCAGUUCAUUCAAAGGUCUGCCCUGACUGUACACGCAAGAGUCCAUACAGGCGAGAAGCCACACAUGUGCGAGAGAUGUGGAAAGCCCUUCUCAGAUUCCAGUUCACUUGCCCGACACCGCAGGAUUCACUCGGGCAAACGACCUUACAAAUGCCCCUAUGCCAACUGCCAGAAGACCUUCACCCGGCGGACGACGCUCACGAGACAUCAGAAUCAUCAUACGGGCACCAUCGAGCAAGCAGCAGCAGAGACUAACGCCAAACUAUCGACCACCCAGGCUCAGAGUCAGUCCAUUUACGGAUCUACUUCCGGCUCUUCGAGGCACUCCACGGCCUCGCCCGCCGACAGAAACCUUUCGGUCUCACCAAACACAGAAAUGCCGCCUGUGACGAAUGGAAUGCAGCGGCAAGGUUCGGAUUAUGGCUACAUCCCCCAAAACCAUUCAUUGCCUCCGCACAUGCGUUCCGACUUCCAGCAGAAUGCAUCACGCCAAAGUCCCUCGCUUGGUGGCCACACUCUUCACAACUAUACGAGUGCGCCUCAGCAGAGACCAACCACGUCGCACCCUAGCAGGUAUGGCCCACCCCGGCCGAUGGAGCCUCCUGCAACCGGCACAGGCAGCGGUGGCGCUUCCCCUCACAUGGGUGCUCUCGGAUGGGGAUCGCCUAACAAUGGAAACCUUCCCAACCCUAACACGAUGGACAACUAUGCUUAUCCAGAUCCGGCUUAUGGUGGUCAUCAAAUCUACUACCCUGGCAGCAGCAUCCGCCGGCCUCAGAGCACCGAACCGGAGGACUAUGGUAUGCGAUCUCGGCAUCCGCAUAUGGCGCACCAUGUGCCUAUUACGGCGGACUGGAGUGCUAUGCCGAUAGCUGUCCAGGAUAACCGGCAAGAGCGAUAUGUGAUGUAG
This is a messenger RNA of Capronia coronata CBS 617.96, 1449 nucleotides long. RefSeq names its product KRAB and SCAN domains-containing zinc finger protein. The coding region runs from base 1 to 1449 and encodes 482 amino acids. Gene Ontology annotation, cellular component: PcG protein complex; transcription regulator complex. Gene Ontology annotation, biological process: regulation of transcription by RNA polymerase II. Gene Ontology annotation, molecular function: DNA-binding transcription factor activity, RNA polymerase II-specific; RNA polymerase II cis-regulatory region sequence-specific DNA binding. The record is from RefSeq and is a predicted model, not a curated record. The transcript has 3 exons. Lineage: Eukaryota; Fungi; Ascomycota; Eurotiomycetes; Chaetothyriales; Herpotrichiellaceae.